AGAAAGUAGCAUGCAUUUUAUAUUUUAUGCACUUUCCUUCUGCUCAUUCUUUGUAUAUAUGUACAUACUUUCCACUAUAAGGAAAAGUCAAGAAGCAAAAGAAGUAUAUGGCUCGACAGUACAAACACUGUAUGUAGUAAAUGAUGUUGUUUCCUACCCUGUAAAGCUGCCAAGAUUUGGAUGCUGUUCCAAAAAUCAAUAUGAUUAUGACGAUAUUGAGUAUCCUGUUCCUUUCAAUCAAUUAGUAUCAGACGUUUCAACACACUACGAGAACUAUGGAAUUGCAAAUAAAUCAUUACCAUUUCUUUUGACUGGAGAUAUUCCCACCUAUCAUUUACACACUUCAGACGUAUUGAUGAUGACAGGUGCAUCAGAUAAUCAUGGUUAUGGUUCCUUUAAUUGUCUUUAUUCUAUGGUUUUGGCAGAUCCAUAUGCCUCAUAUAUGUACAUUGAUUUAGGUUUAUCACCUGAAUUGAAGGAGAAGUUGUUUGCUCAUUUCGAAACAAUUCACCAGAUUCAGAAGAAAAUGAAAUCCACUGGGUUUAUCGCAUAUCGCAAAUUCAAUUGGAGUUCUUUUCCCAAAUGGAUGAAUCUGUUUGAGAAUAAGGAUCAACGUGGUGGUUAUACUUGGAAAGUGGUGUCCUACAUGGAUGCUUUGUUUUCGUGGAAAGCAAUCACUUUUUGGAUUGAUGGAGGAAGUCUUAUCCGAGAUGGAAUCAGCAGAGAAGUGACAAGUGCUCGUCUUGAAGGAAUCUAUACUCCUGUAUCUGGUGGUGGUGCAGGAAAAUGGACACAUAUUACUACGAUCAAGUUUUUAGAGCAAAACCAUUUUAUUGAUUCAUUUGAUCCAAAAUGGAGAAUGGGUUGUGGAGGUCAUUUGAUUACUGAUUGGUCCAAUAAAACUGUCAUAAACAGAGUGAUAAUACCAUAUCACCAAUGUGCUUAUACACAGAGGUGCAUAUCUCCACGAAGAUCGAAUAUGACAAAUCAUAGACAAGACCAAGCUGUUUUAUCAGCAUUGGUGAACAAUAUUGGCACUAUCAAAUCAAUGGAUGCAAAAUACCAGGCACUACCAGCAUUACGGCAAGAAAGAGGAAACAAUGAAAAGUUUUGUACGAAGAUUCUAAACAACUAUUUAUUAAGUAUACAAAAUACAUAUCAAAUAAAAAUCGAAAAUAGAUAUUACAAAACCACCGACAUUUCGUAUACACCUAUAAACUAUAAAUUUGUAUCUCGUCCAGUAGAUGAAGAAUGGGCACCACAAAGCUAGAAGAUUGGCAUUGUUUGUUGAUACGAAAAAAUAAAGUUAUGAUUAGUAUAACGAUUUCUAGUAAAAAAGUAUUAUCUGCAUAAGCAAUUUAUAUAUAUAUAUAUAUAUAUAUAUAUAUAUUCAUAUAUUUUUUUAAAAUAAGAAUUGUAGUUUUAUUAAUUAAUGUAUUUUGAUAUAACUUUGUUUAGGUAUAUUGCAUCUAUAACACUAAUUAUUGGUUAUUCAUAUUUGUCUGGUAUUUUCAUUCAGUGUUUUAAACGAUAAUAAAACGAAUUGCAUAACGAAAAAUAGAUAUCGAUUUAUUAUCGGAAAAAACAGAACAGACCCGCCGUGAAUAUCCCUUAAUAUUAACUAUUGUCAUAUGUAGAAAUACUGAGAAAAUUUCAUUUCUUUGCAGAAAUUCGAAUUUGAUCCACGUUUAAUUAUUUAUGACGAGUUUGAGCACGAAUUGCUUGAAAAAUGAAAGAAUAUGAAAUGACACUUUUAUUCAACAUUUUACCAUAUGAAUCUUGAAAUCAAUGGUCGAUGUGUAUAAGUGACGAUUGUAUUGUCAAUUUUCGAAAAUUA
This is a messenger RNA of Blastocystis hominis, 1837 nucleotides long. RefSeq lists its product as hypothetical. The transcript is spliced from 3 exons. The record is from RefSeq and is a predicted model, not a curated record. Bases 59 to 1270 code for a protein of 403 amino acids. NCBI's taxonomy places the organism in Eukaryota, Bigyra, Opalinata, Blastocystidae.